UACACACUGUAGCUCUGCGACAACAUGCCACCUCUCACUCACUACCCUCAACUUUUUCUUCCUUCUUAUUCACUGUCCCGUCCCAUGUAGCAACCACACCUUCACACACACAUGCUUUCCUACAAUACAAUUCCCUCUCUUCGAUUCCCACUUCACAUAUUAUUCCUCUUCCCACCUUCUCUCCUUCAUCAUCUUCUGCAAUGCCUUUCACAAACUUCAAGUAGCACUCCCACAGUUCAGUUCUGUUAACAUCAUCGUGUGUGCAGUGAAUGGGGUUAUCUUCUUUGCACGUCUGCAUGGAUUCGUCAGAUCAUUGGUUGCAGGGCACAAUUCACGAGGAGUCUGGAAUGGAUUCUUCUUCUUCACCCUCUGGGGACAUGCUUACAUGCUCAAGGCCCAUGAUAGAGAGGAGGCUAAGACCCCCACAUGACCAAGCUCUAAAGUGCCCCAGGUGUGACUCAACCCACACCAAGUUCUGCUACUACAACAACUACAGUCUCUCUCAGCCAAGGUACUUCUGCAAGACCUGCAGAAGGUACUGGACCAAAGGAGGCACUCUUAGGAACAUUCCUGUUGGUGGAGGCUGCAGAAAGAACAAGAAAGUCUCUGCAAAAAAAUCCAAUGACCACCCAUUAGUUAACAAUCAAAUUAGUCAAACACAGCCCCCACCCUCCUCCUACCAUCACAACCCCAAAGACCUUCAACUCUCUUUUCCAGAUGUACAAUUUUCCCACCUCAGCAACUUGCUUGGGACGAAUGCAGGGUCACUGGGAAACCCUAGCUUUAUGGAGGGUAAGUAUGGUAUUGGCAUGAUCGAGAACCCUAGGCCAAUUGACUUCAUGAUGGAGAGCAAGCUGGAGGGCAUAAUUGGGAGUGGUAGUUCUAGGAAUUUUGAUUUUUUUGGAAACAGUGACAUGGGCAUGGGUGCUGGGCUGGGAGAUAUGCAUGGUAAUGCUCAAAAUGGGUUGCCACCAAAUUUUCACGGUCUUUGCCCCUCAGCUUUUGGUGGCAUGUCUAUGUCUCUUGAUGGCAACAACACUGGCAAUGGUGCUAAUAACUACUUAAUGGACUCUUGCCAACGCUUGAUGCUGCCAUACGAUGCCAAUGAGGACCAUAAUGCCUCAAUUGAUGUGAAGCCAAACCCUAAACAGCUAUUGUCCCUCGAAUGGCAAGACCAGGGUUGCUCUGAUGCAGGCAAAGAUUCUUUUGGGUAUCUCAACGGUCCAGGAUCAUGGACUGGCAUGAUGAACGGCUAUGGAUCUUCCACCACAAACCCUUUGGUCUAAAAUCCAAAUCUCAAGUCACAACUCAGGUGAUGAUGAUGUGCAUGGAUAUGAUCGACGGCUAAUCUCUCUCUUGGCUUGGUUCUUUUGACCAAUGACCUAUAAUCAAUGACCAUCAUCACUUUCACUCCGUAUAUUUUAUUUUAUAUGAUAUUAUUAUUAUAUUA
Messenger RNA from Vigna umbellata (rice bean), 1450 nucleotides. Its product is annotated as dof zinc finger protein DOF5.6-like. Gene Ontology annotation, molecular function: DNA-binding transcription factor activity; DNA binding. Gene Ontology annotation, biological process: regulation of DNA-templated transcription. The record is from RefSeq and is a predicted model, not a curated record. Lineage: Eukaryota; Viridiplantae; Streptophyta; Magnoliopsida; Fabales; Fabaceae.